This is a messenger RNA of Cryphonectria parasitica EP155, 2599 nucleotides long. RefSeq lists its product as uncharacterized. Gene Ontology annotation, molecular function: DNA-binding transcription factor activity, RNA polymerase II-specific; zinc ion binding. The transcript is spliced from 11 exons. NCBI's taxonomy places the organism in Eukaryota, Fungi, Ascomycota, Sordariomycetes, Diaporthales, Cryphonectriaceae. Gene Ontology annotation, biological process: regulation of DNA-templated transcription. The record is from RefSeq and is a predicted model, not a curated record. Bases 86 to 2338 code for a protein of 750 amino acids.
CACUUGGGCCGCUCGUCGCCACCCGUCGGCUCUCCCAACACUAACAAUCGUGCUCAAGCUAUCCGCCCCGACGGCCUUAUCAGCCAUGACGGGGCCUGCUGCGCCGAGCGUGCCUCCGGAAUCCGCUCCGGCCCCGGGUGCAGGUGGACACGGUGGAGUGAGCAAGAGGAAGUUUGCUGCGCCCCCCGUCAAGUCGGCCUGUCUUUCCUGCCGAGCUGCUCGGACCCGCUGCGAUGGCGGGAAACCAUGUGCAACUUGUCAGAAUAGAAACCGAGAAUGUGUCUACCUCCCCAGUCGGCGGGGCGGCCCACGACCCCGGAAGAAGCCACGGCCAGAGAUGGACGUGACGGACGUGACGGACGAAGACCCGAACCAAAUACCCAGCGACGUCUUCACCGUGUUGUCACAGGAACCAGCUGAUGCACCCCGGGCUCCCAUAUCGAUACAGGACUACAUCGACCCGGGAGCCGGCCUGAAGCAGCUCCAAGACUGGGUCCCGGACAGCGACUUCAUCUUCGACAGCCUGUUUCUGAACGGCAUGGACCCCACUGUCGGCGGCGGCGGCGGCUUUGCGUCGGAUGUUUCCGGGACGGAGACGCCGGCUCAUGUCGCGCCCAUGGUGAGAACCUACCAGAGCGACGCAGCAAUACUUGAAGCGUACUACGUCUUCAUACACCCUUUCCUCCCGAUCCUACCGCCGCCGUUUAGCAUUCCUGUUGAUCGGCCUGUGCCCCGUUUGCAAGACCAACUCGACCUCUUCGAGGGGGCCUACGAGCCUUCCUCGGCCGUGACGCUUGCCAUCUCGGCCGUCCUCGCCCUCAUACCGUGCCCCGAGGAUCCUCACCCCCAGACGCACGAGUCGCAGCUGUUCCGGAGGAAGUACGCCCAGUUCCUCGCCCAGUCUGCCUUCGAGACCAUUGAGAGCGACGAGGAGAUCCCGGAUUCGUCCAUCGAACCCCCCAGGGCGCUCAGCGAAGAGCCCAAACAGCCUUUUCGGAGGCCACUGCACCCACAGGUUCCCCUGGAGCUCGAGAGGAUUGUGGCUCUGUGCGUGCUGAGCAUCUACGAGUAUGCACAGCGUGGGAACCUCAAGAAGAUGCAGAACCGGGCGGGGCAGGCGCUCAUGUCUGCGAUGGACCUGUCUCUGCACUCGUGUACGGUGCGGGACGAGUUCACUGAGGCGAGACGGCGAGCCUGGUGGAUGAGUUACGUGUGCGUCGCGCAGGGCUCCAUCGUCAGCAACACGAAACCAUCGUUCCUGGUGCUCUCGCCCAGCUACACGGCCGAGUUCCCAACCUUUCUCGCCGAUCCUGAGGCGUUCACUGUCUUCAUGCAAGCCCAGCGUGCAAUCCUAGCCGCGACGCAGUUUGUCAUAGAGCUCAACAAGGCUCUCAAAGAGAACGCCGACAUGAAACCCAUCUUUGAGAGGAUGAGAGAGCUUGAAGCCCUCCUCGCGCCGCUCCUAGCCCGUAGCGAAGGCUGGCUGCUGCCGUCCACGACGACAUCACCUGUCGAUCCCGCCGAGGGGGUUGUGGCCCGGUCGCUGAGGUGCAUGGCAUCCAUCAAGCUGAAUAGUGCAAGGAUCAAAGUCCACCGCUAUUGUGCCUUCUUUGACAUUCCUGUCUUCUCGCGCAAACACUGCGAUUUGAAGCCCUUCAACUCGAGCAGCAGCAGUAGCAACAGUGGCGGCGACGAGCCACGACAGUGGCCUGCGUGCUCCUGCAGUACUUUCGUCACGCCCUACGCGGCGAGCACGACUGGAACUGUGACCACGCCGAGUGGCAGCUCGCUUUCAGCAGGGUUGUCUCCAACCUCUUCAGACGGUACCACUAUCACCACCGCUACUGUCACCACCACCCAACAACAACAACAACAACAACAACAACAGCCGUCACCACCCUACCCAGCAACUAAUCCCUUUCCCUUCAGCAGCCACCAGUCCGCCCGAACCUGCCUCAAGUGCGCGCUCGAUAUUUCUCGCGCGUUUGAGGAGCUCCCGUACCCGAUUCCUACAGGCGCACAGCAGCCGCAAGGCCCGCCUGUGUUCCUGUCGCCGACGUCGGGGACGGUGUGUCCACGUACGAUGCCUUCUUUUGCGUGCUGUGCUAUGCAGUGUGCUUAUGCGCUGCUUAUGGUUCACCAGAAGACUCGGGCACUGUAUUCUCCGAAUGCCGCUCCUGGGGUAGUCGAGGGAAACCUUCUCAUCAGGCUGCAGCAGGGGCUGACGAGUAUUUACGCCACAUUGUCGAACUAUGCCAUGUCGUCUGAGGCAUUGGGAGGGAUGAGGGACCAAAUCAAGAGCGCGAUCGAGGACUCGACGGUGUUUGUGGUCGGAUAGAGAGGCGAUUACUAGUUUUUGCAUGAGGAUACGCCUUUGCUGUCAUUAGCAGCAGCUUGGGCUUGGACAUUUGCUGGACAUGGACUGGGACUCCUCGUGUGGUGAUCUGGAAGUACAUUAUGAUAGACGGUCUAGAGUCUGAGAAGGGAACGAAGCUUCAAGGUCCAUGGCCGAGGGAGGAAGGCCGGUGGGGGGGGGGGGGUUGGAAAGGAAUAGCAACGGCUGGCAGUUGCCAUCAAUGACAGUAUUCCUGUGUUCGCC